AUGGCGUGUUUACGUAGAUUUAUUUCUAGAAGCGGACUACCAUCACAUAUUUGGUCCGAUAAUGGUACUAAUUUCGUCGGUACUCAACGAAUAUUGCGUCAAUAUUAUACAGCGCAACGUACUGGUCAUACAGUACAUGAAGAUUUAGCGUCCGAAGGUUUACAAUGGAUUUUUAUACCACCAGGAGCRCCCUAUUUCAGCGGUCUACGGGAAGCGGCAGUAAAAUCUUCAUGCCUCAAUUCAAGACCUCUUACUGCCUUAUCUCCUGAUCCAUCCGAGUAUCGAGUGUUGACACCCAAUCAUUUUCUACUUGGAGGGUCUUCAGAACUUUUACCASAGCCUGACGUGACCGAUGUUCCUAGCAAUCGUCUUAAGAAGUGGAUAAUGCUUCAAAAGCUCCAACAAGGGUUCUGGCGAAGAUGGCGAUGA
Diuraphis noxia (Russian wheat aphid) is the source of this 429-nucleotide messenger RNA. RefSeq lists its product as uncharacterized. The record is from RefSeq and is a predicted model, not a curated record. Gene Ontology annotation, molecular function: nucleic acid binding. Lineage: Eukaryota; Metazoa; Arthropoda; Insecta; Hemiptera; Aphididae.